UGGACCAGCCCUAAUGUGAUGGAAAAGAAGAAAGUGAAAGUGUACCUCCCACGCAUGAAGAUUCAGGAAAAAUACAACCUCACAUCUGUCUUAAUGGCCUUGGGUAUGACUGACCUGUUCAGCCCAUCAGCCAAUCUCUCUGGCAUCUCUUCAGCAAAGAGCCUGAAGAUAUCUGAGGCCAUGCAUGAGGCGUACAUGGAAGUCAAUGAAGAGGGCACUGAGAUG
Molecule: messenger RNA, 225 nt
Organism: Pterocles gutturalis (yellow-throated sandgrouse)
Lineage: Eukaryota; Metazoa; Chordata; Aves; Pterocliformes; Pteroclidae
Product: ovalbumin-related protein X-like
Exons: 1
Biological process (GO): negative regulation of endopeptidase activity
Molecular function (GO): serine-type endopeptidase inhibitor activity
Source: RefSeq, a predicted model, not a curated record